AUGGGGUUUGUAGGGCUGGAACAGGUUACAGUGAUAAAGAUUGACAAAACCAUGGAGGAUUUGAACAAUGAAUCUGAGAAUUUUAAAUUUGAGGUAUUGGGCUCCAGCAGCUCAAUGGGGCCAAGGGUGCUGGAUGAGUUGGAAUUGGAACAAGAAAGGAUGCCUUACCUGGGUUCGGAUGCAAUGGCUGUCUUCAUCUUGGGGUCUGCUUGCAGCGGCCACCACUUAGUCCUGAUGCUCCUGAGACAGCUAGAGCUGCUGACCACUGAGAAGUUGCUCAACUCGAAGCAGUCUCAUCACAGGUUACUGUUACUGUUUGAGCUUGGCAGUGAUAUUGCAGCAAUGGAAAAACUCUUGGAGGAUGCAUUCAUUUUGUUUGGCAUAUUUGCUAUUUUAAUCUUUUUUCUAAAAAUAAUGAAAUGCCUGAGGUAUUUAGUACUUACUAAGUGGUUUGGAGUCCCGAAUUCCUUCUUCAAUUCCUUGGGCGAAUGGGCAGUCAUCACUGGUGGAACAGAUGGCAUUGGGAAAGCAUAUGCACAUGAGUUUGCUAAGCGAGGUUUAAAUAUUGUACUUAUCAGCAGAACUAAGGAGAAACUAAUAAAAGUUGCAGAUGAAAUUGGACAAGUCACAGGAAGAAAAGUAAAGACAGUUCAGGUGAACUUUAUUAGAAGGGACAUCUAUGAGCACAUCAAGGAAAAUCUGAGAGGACUUGAAAUUGGGGUCCUGGUGAACAAUGUUGGAAUGAUGCACACCCCAGAUCCGUGUAGGUUCCUUGAAAUAAAUGACAUAGAUAAGACCAUCAAUGAUAUGAUCGCUGUUAAUAUGGUAUCUGUUGCUAAGAUGACCCAGCUUGUCCUGCCACAAAUGAAAGAGAGACAGAUGGGUCUGAUCCUGAACAUUUCGUCUGGUGCGGCUAAUGCUCCGUGUCCACUGUACUGUUUGUACUCUUCUACUAAGGUCUUUAUGGAAAGAUUCUCCAGAGGCUGUCAAGCUGAAUAUGGUUCAAAGGGAAUUAUCAUACAGUGUUUAAUGCCCUAUGCCGUUGCUUCCCAAAUGUCACGUGUUAAGCCUGGGAUAUUUGCAAGGUCAGCAGAAGACUAUGUGAGAAGCUCACUGGAUUGUGUUUUACUUGGAGAGCGAUGCAAUGGCUGUCUGCCACAUGAGAUAUUGGAGAAGACAUCCCAUAACAACAAUGAGAGGUCACGGACUGGUGCGGGACCCCCACAUCUCAUUCUAAUGCACUAUGAGCAGGAGCCCCUAGCGCUCGAGAGGUGGCAUGCACCUAGGACAACUGGCCACAGAGAUGUUGGGGUGUCAGGAGAAGGUUCACCAGCAGGUGGUCACAAUGAGGACCCUGAAUGCCCACCCUGA
This is a messenger RNA of Carcharodon carcharias (great white shark), 1371 nucleotides long. RefSeq names its product hydroxysteroid (17-beta) dehydrogenase 3 (gene hsd17b3). Gene Ontology annotation, cellular component: endoplasmic reticulum. The transcript is spliced from 14 exons. Bases 1 to 1371 code for a protein of 456 amino acids. The record is from RefSeq and is a predicted model, not a curated record. Gene Ontology annotation, molecular function: oxidoreductase activity. Lineage: Eukaryota; Metazoa; Chordata; Chondrichthyes; Lamniformes; Lamnidae.